Molecule: messenger RNA, 3593 nt
Organism: Epinephelus moara (kelp grouper)
Lineage: Eukaryota; Metazoa; Chordata; Actinopteri; Perciformes; Serranidae
Product: aquaporin-3-like
Exons: 6
Coding region: 49-936 (295 amino acids)
Biological process (GO): glycerol transmembrane transport; water transport
Cellular component (GO): plasma membrane; basolateral plasma membrane
Molecular function (GO): glycerol channel activity; urea transmembrane transporter activity; water channel activity
Source: RefSeq, a predicted model, not a curated record
UGUUAGACCACUGAGCCUACCUCAAGAUAAUCUUAUAAUAACUGCAUCAUGGGAAAACAGAGAGACAUUUUGGAGAAACUGGCAGGGACCUUUCAAAUUCGACAUGUGCUCCUCCGCCAGGCCCUGGCAGAGUGCCUGGGAACUCUUAUUCUGGUGAUGUUUGGUUGUGGAGCAGUAGCACAGGUGGUGCUAAGCAGAGGCUCCCAUGGCACGUUCCUCACUGUCAACUUUGCUUUUGGUUUUGCUGUGACAUUGGGCCUUCUUGUGAGUGGACAAAUCUCAGGUGGUCAUCUGAACCCAGCUGUGACCCUCUCACUGUGUUUACUCGGGAGGGAGCCAUGGAGGAAGUUCCCAUUGUUCUUUUUCUUCCAGACUCUCGGAGCCUUCCUGGGUGCAGCGAUUGUAUUUGGCAUGUAUUUUGAUGCACUGUGGGACUUUAGCCAGGGGGAGCUGGUUGUGGUGGGGAAGAAUGCCACGGCUGGGAUUUUUGCCACAUAUCCAUCCAAAUAUCUCUCACUGGUUAAUGGAUUCUUUGAUCAGUUUAUUGGAACAGCUGCACUGAUCGUGUGCAUCCUCGCCAUAGUUGAUCCACACAACAAUCCAGUCCCGAGAGGUCUGGAGCCCUUCACUGUAGGCUUUGUGGUGUUGGUCAUCGGCCUGUCAAUGGGCUUCAACUCUGGCUAUGCCGUCAACCCAGCCAGGGACUUGGGACCACGCAUCUUCACGGCUCUUGCAGGCUGGGGUAGAGAGGUUUUCACAGCAAACACCUACUGGUUCUUUGUGCCCAUCUGUGCACCCUUCUUGGGUGCAGUGGUGGGUGUGCUGAUGUACCAGCUAAUGAUUGGAUACCAUUUAGAAGGAGAAGUGCGAGAGAAGCAGAAAGAGGAGGAGGAAAGGUUCAAACUUUCCAACAUGACAACUGAAGAAGAUGCAUGAGCACUGCUGAAUUUCUUUUUACUUUUAUGUUGCAGUAGAUAACAUUCUUUCCUAACAACUAAAUCUUUUGCUGUUUAGCUGUGAGGAAAACUCUUUAGUUUUCACAUUGUUUUCACCCUUUGAAGUAGUAAUUCAUUUAAAUGCAUUUCUCUUAAGUCACUAUCACUAAAUGAGGUUACACAAUGGCAGAUUUUUAUUUGUGUAUGUAGGCUCUACACAUAGCCUGCACCAGAGCCUACACAAGUGGCAUGCCGUUGUUAGUAUCUAUACUUUUGUUGUGUUUCUACGUCCCUCUGCAAUCACACCCCCAAAACACUAGUUGCUGGUGGGGUUUCUACGUCUGUGAAGUGCAGGAGUUUGAUGGAUUCAACUAACACACCUAAAACACACAUAAAACAUGGGUUAAUAUUGAUAAUAUUAAACAUAAGUACAAAAUUUGGCUCCAGUAAGACUCACAGGGCUCAGAGACAAAGCAAUUGUUUGCUAGACAUUGUUUUCCUAGCAAAAACAACAUGCUAACAUUAUUAGCAUGCCCCUAUGACAUUUUAUAUUGCACAAACUAGCCUAGCAGCUGGCAGACUUCCCUGUACUCACAUAAAUCACACACAAAACUUCUAUUGAGGAAUUUAUUGGGGACUUUAUUGUCUUUACAAUUUAUUGUUUCUUAUCUGUGAAAUAAAAGUAGCCUAAAUAAAAACUUUAUUUCCACUGAGGUAACUGGUUUUAAGUUUACAAAAAUAAACAGGACAUGUUAGUUACAUCUCUAGGGAGGUGCACAUCAUGCAGCAUAGGGUAAGCAUCUACACAGAGCCCAUGCCAUACUGCGUCAUUUUAAUGCAGAAGUAUAAAUCCCACUGAUGUAAGCCCUGGCAUUUGCAGUAUUAUGAACUGGGUGUCUGUGGCAACAUUCCCAGGAAAAAUCACAAGUGGCACUCUUGCUUUUCAACCCACUUGCAUGUAAAGUGGCACACUGUUUCUCCCAGUCUCUGCUAGCAUUGCAAGUUGGCUAACUGGUUACUAUGACUGAACAAACAAAGAAAAGACAAUGGGCCUCAUUCACAAACAGUGUGUACGCACAAAGCUGUGCAUAAUCUGUGCAUAUGAACAUUUUUCGCACAAAUCUAGACUCAAUAUUUUCUUACCAGAAUAUGUACAUACUCUGCGAACAAAUUUAAAAUUGCUCUAGACCGUGCAUACACACAAAUGAUGAAGGCUCAGCUGUAUUAGAAAAUGUAAACACACCUUUUAACUCAAUGUAUGCAGCUUAUUAAAACUGUAUUCAGAUAGAUAACAAUAUUUAAAGAUUUUAAUUUACUAAUGGCACUUAUUUAAUGCCCUUUCAUCCUCAUGAAUAAUUGUCAGAAGUAAAAUAUUUGACUAUAAAAGCUGAAUGUCCCAGUCUUAGCUAAAAAGAGAAUAAGAGAAUGCCCAUAUUGAAAUAUAACAGUUUUGGUUUUCAUUGCUUUUAUUGAAUCUGCCUGUAAUCAUUGCUAUUCCCACCAAAUUUGAGUGCCAUGAAGUUAUUCUUAUUAUUAACAGGCAUCCAGGGAAACCUAUAUAAAAUAUUCUAAUUUACCUCCAAGCAGGUGUUAAGAUGACACAUAGCCUUGCUGGAAGAUGCUGCAGCCCGUGCCUUCAGGAGAGAGCACAUUUUCAGAGACUGACAUAACAUGUUUGAAGAGAGUGACUAAGGGCUUAUCAGCUGUUUCCGACUGCCAAGACAUUCACAGACGCUCACCAACAGCCCAACACUGGUGUUCCAGGGCCUUAAUAUGUGCAUAUAGAAACAACUUCACUGCUUUCUCCGUGAUUCAACACUUGACAAAUAUAUUUCCUUAUAUAAAAAACUGGUGGCAGGGCAGUAUGCUGACUGAAAAUAGCGGGUAUGCACCUGUCAAUUCAAAAUGAUUCUGAUUCACUAACACAGGCACAGUGGUAUAUAAAACCGUUAGUUAUGAAUGUGAUGGUAAUUUUUGCAUGUGCACCUUUUUAUGUGCAGAGUAAGAAUAUUUCAAUACUCAUAUUAGUGACUGAUGCCCAAUCAAAUAAGACUUAACACAAUUUUAACUAACACCUUUAAUAACUUUAACUAACACCACAUUUUGGAUAGCAUAAGCCAUCAGUCAAUAAUCAUGAAGACAUCUGCUCUCAUGACAUGUCAUCACAGACAGGAACAGUUUCUCAGGAAAUUAUGACACAUGCUUUCUGAAUUCAUUUUCACUUAACUCCAGCCAGCUUUUUCCAUUUCUGCUUGAAGCACAAAACUAUUCCCUUCAUGCUGCAUAUCUGACAAAACAAAUACAUCCGCUCACAGAAAAAAAGCCAAAACAAAAGACAGUUUGGGUUGAAGAGGUAUUUGAAAAGUGUCUUGUUCAUUUCUGUUUGGAAGAGACCUUCGAAUCACCAUCAAAUCAAAAACAGUCACACUCACAAUGUUCUUGUACGGUUUCCUUUAUUUGUAAGAACUGUGUAGAAUGGCACCAAUGCAGGGCUCCUGAGCUAAAAAGGCACAUGAUCUUCUCACCCACACAUCAAAUACAAACACAUCUUAUGAAUCCAUACACCUGUCAGAUUUGUGUCAGACUUUUGAAACUUGUCCUCAUGUGUUCUCACCACUUUAACACGUUGUUGCAAGUGUCUCCUGACAUUCACCUAAU